Messenger RNA from Drosophila rhopaloa, 2264 nucleotides. RefSeq names its product KIF-binding protein. The record is from RefSeq and is a predicted model, not a curated record. NCBI's taxonomy places the organism in Eukaryota, Metazoa, Arthropoda, Insecta, Diptera, Drosophilidae. Gene Ontology annotation, molecular function: protein binding. The transcript has a single exon. The coding region runs from base 120 to 1904 and encodes 594 amino acids.
CAUACUGGUUGCAUUGCGAUGACAGACUAGCAACGAAAAAACUGAAAAAAUUGUAAAUAAAAAGUUUCCUUGAAAUACUAGACAACGUUCGUUUGCUAGGCAGGCAGCGUCCUGCCAACAUGGUCAUUCCAAAGGAGAUCCUGAGCGAUUACAAGGAGUUGUACGAGAAGGCCAACCGGCUGGUGGAGGAGGAGAGUCGUAGUGAUCCUCCCACUGACCCUUUUCGCUCACAUUACAAAGCCCGCGAUGUUCUUGGCGAUUUAAAAAGACAGCUGGACGACCAACUAGUCUCUGUCCAGGCCAGCGAGGAGGACGGCGGACAGGAUGAUCUGUGCUAUCGCUCCCUCCUGGCCUUCGUCUGUCGGGAUCUGGGUAGGAUCUACAUCUACACAGAGGAACAGUCCGAGGGCGAGAAACUACUUAAUCGUUGUCUGGAACUAGUCACACCGCUCAAGGAGCUCCCCGAAGGCAUUAUUCCCUUCAUUGGAGCCAUCAACGAGCUGAGCAUUGUACUGGCCUCGAAGGAGGACUACAAAAAGGGUCUGGAAAUACUCAUUCAGGCGGAUACCAGCUACGAGGAGUUUAAGGCCAGCGGUAUACACCCUCUGGCUAUUCAGGAUAUAUUCAACCCCCCGGAGGAUGGACAGGAACCUCCAGCGGCGGGACCCAAAGAGCUGGAAUCACUGUACACCCUGGUCUCCUUUUACAUGGCCCAAAUGUACGGCCAUUUGGGGGAGCCAGAGAAGUCGGCCAGAUGCUGCCAUCGCACCCUGCACCGGCAACUGGAGUACAAGACGUACGAUCCCAUUGAUUUCGCGCUAAACACAGCCACUUUGUCGCAGUUCUACAUUGGAGAAGAGCGCUUUCAGGAGGCGCGACAUCACCUGGCCGCCGCCACGCUUAUCAUGGCCGAGUACGAGACCCACAUGUUACAGCCGGAGAUGAGCGAGAAGCAGCGCCAGGACGUGUCGGAGACCUUUAAACAUCGCUACGCCGAUGUGGCCCGCUGUUGGGCCAAGUACGGAUUGUAUUUAAUGCACACUUCCAAGCUCCGUCUGAUGAGGGACGAGGAUGACGAGGAGGCCAAGAGCCUGGAGAAGGUGAUGCGUAACCUCCGACUGGCCGAGGCAAAGCAGUCUCGGUUUCCUGGUCUCGAUCUUACCGCCUGUGAGAAUCGAAUUAGUUGUGAGUAUUGCUUGACCUUUGACGAUGCCAAGCUGGUUUUCCAUUUCGUUAACGAGUGGCUUGACACUGCCAAGGACUAUUACAAGGCGGAGGACGAGGCCACCGAAUACUCCAAGAUCAUGCAGGACUACGCCGAGGCUUACGAGCACAUUGCCUUCUUCGAGGAGAAUCCGGAAAACCAGGCUAAGAUGCAAAAACGGCGCGCCAAGUAUCUGGAGGAUCUGCUAGAUCUGCUUGACCCCAUCUUCUACAUGAAGAUCUGCAGGGAAUGCUGGUACGGCGCCGGAACAGCGCAUGCCGCUGUGCUAGAUGUCCGUCUCGACAUCAUUCGGGCCACGAGCACCCCGUCGCCUGAGGAAAUUAAGAAGGUCAACCAGAGCUGCAUGAAGGCCAUCAAGCAUUUUGAAAGCUAUGUUAAAUCCUAUCUGGCCAAACCGCAGAGCGAGGAGUGGCGUCCCAACAUGGACGUGGAGGAACAGCGUCACAUGCUCUACGCCCACUUCCACAUUGGACGCAUCUACUACAAGCUGAUCAGCGCCCAUCCGCUUCAGCAGCUGGAACACCUUGCCAAUUGUCACACCUACUACAAGAGAUUCGAUGCCGGUUGUGAGCUGCACAAGGAGGCAGCCGAGCCAUUGCAGGGGGAGAUUGGAGUGGUGCGCGAAAUGCUGCAGCUGCUGCCCCUUAAGAUGAACACGGUCAAGGCGAGGUUGGGUUAGACCAUAGUUAUCUUAUCCUGACACAACAAUUUCCAAAAAAUGAGUUGCAUUUGCCGAAAGCUUUAUUAAUAGUCCAAAUAAAACGCUGUGCUAAAGGAUAACUUUAGUUUAUAAUUUAUUAAAUGGGUUUUAUUAUCUCAUUUUUAAAAUAUAGAAAAGAUUCAAAUUUGUCUAAGGAUUAAAGGAUUAAUCAAUGACUUAAGAUUUUAAGUCAGACUUAAUAGAUAAUGUUACUCAAUAAAACUAAGAUAUAUAAAACCAAGUAUUCCACGUUAGUAGGAAAACGAAAGCAGAAUUUGUUGUCAAAUUUAAAUAGUUAUUGUAAAAUUGAAAAAUAAAAUUCUCUGUUCUAUCACCCUU